GCGGCCUGGGUUCGGGGUGGUUCGGGUUCGGGUCGGGGAAGAUGGCGGCGCACUUCAGGGACAUCAAUGGCCGCAACAUCUUCUUCGAGCAACAGCAUCACUCGCCGCUCUGCCGCGAGUUUACCGUCAUCUCCCCGAAGCUGUCGCUCCGCUCCGUACUCGGAUACACCGCCUUCAUCUGGCUGGUGGCGUACUCCAUCUUCUACACCACGCAGAACACUUCAGUGCUCUCCGCCACCAUUAUCAUCACUCUACUUGGGAUGAUCCUGCACCUCCAUUUCUGUAAAGUCGAUCAGGAAUCGAUGCUGAUCAUUGGAUCGAUCGGAGUCCAGAUGAACACCCUGUAUGCCUCUGGUCGGGAGCAUGUGAACUUCAUCGAGAUGAAGAAAGUGAAAGAUAUAGUGAUCAAUGAAGGCUUUUAUAUGCAGAAAGUGAUCUAUUACCUGUGUAUACUACUGAUUGACACAGAGAGCCCGAGAGGCGUGUCCGAGGUGGUGCCAGUGUUCCAGAGUGCGAAGCCACGUCUGGAUUGUCUGUCCCAGGUGUACAGAAGCUGUCAGGAAAUCUUACAACAGACACAGGUUGAACAGUGAGAUUGUUGGUGUCAAGGAAGAUCCUUAUGUUUCCAGAAAGUGACCUAAAAGAAAUAUUUAAAAAAAAAUCAGUUUAAAAGACUUGCACCAAUGGACUCUUGCCAUCAAGGCGGCUUUGAAUACUUGCCAGCAUAAUCAGGAAGAUGGGCCCACCAGAUAUAAAACACCACACUACUAUCCAUUGGCAUUGCUAUUGACUGGAGUGUUCUUUGUUGGGUUACAUCUUGAAGGACAAUUUCUUACUUAUUUUGAGAAUUCAGCAAAACAUUGGAAAUUGAGUUGGAGAGGGAGACCAAGGAUUUAUUUUUGUUGUUGUUGCUGACUUGGCAGUGAGAAAAAAAAAACUUGUAUUCGUGAUCCGAGGAUGUGCCAGAAUACAUUGCUGCCAAGCGAGUGCUUUUGGAAUGUAGCCACUGUUGAAUAUAAGAGCGGAGCAGUUGAUUUUGUGCAACAAUCUGUCAGAAGCUGCAGUGUGAUAAUGUUCGAUGUCUUAGUACUGUUGGGUGAGAGUUAAACAUUGACCAAACACCAGAGAAGCUUUCCUAGUCCCCAAUGAAAUAAUGAGACUCCAAUCUGAGAGCAUAAUCAAGGCUUAACCAUUUCGUCCGAAAGGUAACACUCCCUCAGUAUAGUAACGGAGUCGGCUAAUUUCAUGCGCUCGGAGGAAAAUCUGGUAAUAAUUGCUAUCAGGGUUUCUUUAUGGAGACCUGUGUCUAAUGCUCCAUCUAACGAUGGCUAAUACUUUGGUUUGUAUCAAACUAUUGUUGUGAUUAUUAGUAUGGUAAUGCAGGAGCUUCAUUUUGAGGCUCGGUGUUAUGGGCGACAGUGGUGCAGUAGGUGGAGCUGCAGCCUUGCAUCUCCAGCAACCCUGGUUCCAUACUGACCUCUGGUGUUGUCUGUGUGCAGUGUACACAUUCUCUGCAGGCUGCACAAGUUUUCCCUCGCAUUGCACAAAAUGCUCUGGGUUGUGGGUUAACUGACCGCUGAAAAUUUAUAUCUAGUGAAGGUGGCAGGCAGAUCAGUAUUGAGUGGAAGGUAGCGAAUAGAUUACAAGGAACAAGAGGAAUAGGAUUGCUCUAAGAGACAACACAUGAUGGGCUGAAUGAUCUUCCUGCUAUAAUGAAUUAUGGAAAAUGAAUUUUAAGGCUGAUUCUGCACAAGUUGGUGUGCUAGCUUGACUAGGCUCUCUAGUGAAAGAUUAAAGACUAAUUGUGUGUGA
Amblyraja radiata (thorny skate) is the source of this 1812-nucleotide messenger RNA. RefSeq names its product phosphatidylinositol glycan anchor biosynthesis, class H (gene pigh). Gene Ontology annotation, biological process: GPI anchor biosynthetic process. Bases 42 to 593 code for a protein of 183 amino acids. Lineage: Eukaryota; Metazoa; Chordata; Chondrichthyes; Rajiformes; Rajidae. The transcript is spliced from 6 exons. Gene Ontology annotation, cellular component: glycosylphosphatidylinositol-N-acetylglucosaminyltransferase (GPI-GnT) complex. The record is from RefSeq and is a predicted model, not a curated record.